CGACAUUCCAGCUAGUGGUCAUACUUCAGAGACAUUCACUAUUUCAAGUUGAAACCGCGAGGUGGUUGUGUAGAGAGAUCGUCUGUGUAUUUACACCUGAACAUAUGUGUGACAGACGAGACGAGUGUACCUUCAACUCUCAACUCGAUUCUACACUCACAAUUCAAAACAGAGAGUAUCUGCUUCUGUUGGGGAACUUGGCUCGACGCCAUUUGCACGACUAUUGUUAAGGAAUUAUUAUACAUCUCCCUUUAAUUGUUGCAGAUAAUUUGUUGCAGAAGAUGUUGACCAACGAUGCCAAAAUGUGCCGAAAUCAAUCAUCCACUCCCUGGAAGAAGAAAGCCAAAUCUCCACAGAAACUCCAUCCAACAGUAACAGACACCUUGUUCCAACAAUAACAGACACCUUGUCCCUCCAGCCCCGUUUUCACUCGCGGUCGUACUUCGUGCUCAGGCAUUGACACUCACCACAUCACGUCUCGUCUCCCGACUGAAUCUAGAGACCAUGCACUGCCACGCCAUUGACAUGCACUCCAGCGCAAAGGAAGACGAGGAGCAGCAGUGAGAUCGUAUCGUGCCCUGGGAACGCAAUCCAGGACGAGGUGGAGGCACCUCCUGAAAGGACACGUGUCUCUUUGCUCCUAUCCGGGACGAGAUCCUGGAUGAGGGUAGCGAGUGCCUCAACCUGAAGCUCGUCACGAGGGCGGAGAUUGUUGACUGCGCUCACCGUGCUCGAACGAACGAUACGGAGAGGAAUAUCCGACAUAGAUUCAGGGAGCGUGAAGGGUGGAGCGAGAGAUCACUGAUGAGAUUCUGCUCUCUUCUCUCACGGCGUCGUUGGUCGGUCGCUUUUGUUGUCCGUCUGCGUGAGCAAGAUUUGUGUCUGUUGGCCUCACAGUUCCAGUGUCUGCGCACAGCAGCAGUGUCAGGUAGAGACGGAAUGGGAGGUUGCACCGGCAUUUGCUGCCCUUCAGGGUGUACAGAGUCACUGGAAUUUAGGGCGUGAAGUUGUUCGACAUGGACAUCGGAAGGGUGGUGCAAUCGAGUCGAGCGAUGACGACUUGGAGGCCUGUAUCAGCAAUUCCAAAGGUGGACAGGUUCAAAUUCGAUACAUUGUUGGGAUCUGAUUUUCCCAGAGGCAGUUUUCAAACAUGGAUGUCGCGGCCUGUUUCAGGUCGAGGAAACUUUUCGAUCCGCUUGCAGAGUUUCCAAUUGUCACGGAAUGCACGUCCGGGUGGCAAUCACAAAAUGUCGAGACUUUUGAUAGCUCCUGUCGUGAAUGCCGUUCGACCUGGAUCGGAAGAAACUCCUGCCACGGAGUUGAAAAGUCAACUAGAAGCCUUGCAGCUGGAGGCUUCUCAGGUCCGAGAUCGAUCUUACGGUGGCAGACAACAGUUCAAGGGCAAGAUUCAUGCGUCUUGCACAGGUAGCAGAGCACUUGCAGCAGCGUGCGCUUCUCAGCGUGAAACUUGGUAACGAGGGAACUGCUCGGCAGCUUCUUACGGAAAAGAAGAAAGUGAUGCGAGCGGCAGAGCUCAGCAAACAACGAUCUCAGCUUUACGAAGAGCUCUCCUCUAAGCUCAGUGAGGCUAUUUCUCGUAAGGAGACGCAGUUGAUAGUAGCCUUGUCAUCGUCAUCACCUGCGGUGGCCGUCGAUGAAGAGCCCACAGUAAGAGUGAUAUUUCCCACCGGAAAUGGUUCAGCUCUUGUUGAAGAAGUCUCAAAGGAAGAUUCGGAGGAACAAUCUUUUGAUCCUGACAUCAAUCAGUCAGCUCCUCAUCCUUGCGUUCCGGAGGAUGGGGAUGAAAAUUCAACAACGUUCACUGACUCGCGAAAAGAAACUGAUAAUGACGGUGAUGCAAACAGAGAUAUCCUACCCUCAACGCAUGCAGAAGCAGGAUUUGGUCCAGAACCUUCUUCGGAUAGUAAAUUGGUGAAAUCGUCCAAAGAUGAACUGGAACUGAAAGAGAUCUGCAUUCCAACGUCAACCGAGUCAGAAAAUAUUCGGAGGGAGUCAUUAGACGAGAAACCGCGUGUACAGGAGGAUCAAUAUAGUCCAUACUUACUGAGGGAACAGAUAGAAAUAGCUGCCUUUUCUAAAGAUUGUGAAGAGAGCCCCUUCAAUCUUCACAAGGAUGAAUCAGAAUCAUCAAACGAUGAAGCUUUUCUACAGGAUCAAUUUCCAGAGGAGCCAUGCUCUACGGAUGGAGACGAGAGUGCUCCUGUGGCCAUGGAUACAAAGGUGGAACUGCUUCAUGUUCGCGAGGAUGAAGCAGAGGCAAAGAAGGGCAUGGACGAGGAUCAAGAAGGAUGUAUAGUCGAUAAAGAGGAGCAGGAGCCCGCGAAAGUGGGUGAGCCUUCAGUCUUGAAGGAGUACCUGUUAGAUAUUAGUUCCCAAGUCGCUCAAGUGGAAUCGAAGUUGCAAGGCUUCCUGUUGACUGCAGACAUCCUUCUUGGCAGCGAAUCUGAAACUAAGGACGAGAGAGUGGUCCUAGUUGAGCAGCUGCUUGAGCAAGUUCAGAGCCUCAGAGCCAGGAUCGUCGAAGCCGUGGACACUUCGUCACAAGAACAAUUACAAUAGCAGUGAAGGUUGGUUACUCAAACCCAACUAAAACUAGGCUCGUGCCGUACCCAACUCCAAGUGCUGUAGUAUACAUCGGAGAGGUUUUAAGGGUGCUGUUUUUUUAAACAUAUAGAAAUCUGAAUUGGAACGAAAUAAGCAGCAAGUGUCACUAGUCAUUUCUUGAGUGUUAGUAACCAGUCGGAAUGAGUGCUAUUUUCGAUGAGAAUCACCAUGUGAUCCGUCCAUUGGCCUGAUUCUGCUCGUAUACUGGUGGCCCUGUAGAUUGGGAAGGUUAGGAUGAGAUUUGUAGGCUAUAUGUGUUCGGAGGUUUAGAAAUGAGCAGGGUUGUAAUGAGUGGUAAAUGUGAUCGGUCCCAAUCGGAACAGAAUUGAUUAACUUCGAAAAAAUCUUCGAAAACGUUUGAAGUCCAAACGAAGACUAGAGCAUUCCAUCGGACUGGAAGGCUCAGGUAGACAAUUUGAAGUCACUGCGGACCUGUCCGUAGAGAACAACAGCAGAUGCUCUAUCUUUACUCCCUCCCAACACCGUCUCUCAUAUGUUAAAGAUUAUUUGAGUUUGAGAUUUGUCGGCAGUAGGGUAGAUAUCUAAUCUCCAAUCUGUCGUCAAUUCGCAUAUCAUGUUUGUCCAGUGUUGUAUGUAAAUUUUGCUCGUCAUUUGCGCCCAUAUCAAUGCGGGGAGCUCUGAUGGAAGGCACAGGUGAACGAAAGCAGAGAUCUUCAAAACAUCGAAAAUACAAGCAAU
This is a messenger RNA of Marchantia polymorpha subsp. ruderalis, 3324 nucleotides long. NCBI's taxonomy places the organism in Eukaryota, Viridiplantae, Streptophyta, Marchantiopsida, Marchantiales, Marchantiaceae. The record is from the annotation of a GenBank genome assembly.